AUGGCAUCUUCAACAUCUUCACGCGAUACCCCAACUGCUGGACAGCCAGCGGCAGCUCCGAAGAAGGAACAGACCAAGCUCCCAGCAUUCAAGGUCACAAAGCCAGGCGUGAAGCGUGGUCUUAAGAAGCUUCCGAAGGCUCUUCAGAGGCCAUUGCGUCCGUCCGGCAAACACCCCCCUAUCAAGAUCGCAGCCAACGGAUUAGUCGACGUUCAAGAUCCCCCUUCCUACUUGGUGGUCGCUUUCAAGCGCAACAAUGCUGAGUCGCCGCUUCUGCGUCUAGACAAGAGCAUUCGUAAGAAGAUUUGGGAGUAUGCCAUGGGCGGACACACGAUUGAGGUCAAGGCCCGCAAGGUCGAACCCACCGAAAAGCCCGCCCCAACUGCUGCAGCUAGUGACACUGGCUCUGCGUACGUUGGCAAAAUUGCUCACCAUGGUCCAAAGCGCACUCAGCCGAGGGCCGCCUUCCACCUUCCCGAAGUCUGCCGCGCCAUAUACCAGGAGACUGCGACACUCGGCUACUCGACCAACCAAUUCGCGUUCGUUGGUGAGGUUUGGGCUAAGUUCGGACGAGAGAAUGGACCCGACGGUGCGCUCGAAGGCUGGUGUCGAGAGCUCGUUCCGGCUCAGGUCGACGCCGUCACCAUCAUCCGGCCCCAUUGGCAUGAUCUACAGGACUACCUCGACAAGAACAACAAGAGAAGUUUCAAGCAGCUCUUUCCGAAUCUCAAGCAGCUUCGCGUGCCAUCCCGUGUCGUCAACUGCGAUGCUAAGUGGCCCUGCCGCGGCGAUCCCAUGCGCAAGCACUUGCGUCAACAAGCCAAGGACCGUAUCGCUACGCUGAUCAAGCAACAGGAGGGUGAUGAUGUCACGGCUGUCUUCUUAGAUUGA
Didymosphaeria variabile is the source of this 891-nucleotide messenger RNA. RefSeq names its product beta transducin. Lineage: Eukaryota; Fungi; Ascomycota; Dothideomycetes; Pleosporales; Didymosphaeriaceae. The coding region runs from base 1 to 891 and encodes 296 amino acids. The transcript has 2 exons. The record is from RefSeq and is a predicted model, not a curated record.